CACCGACUGGUCAGUCAGUCAGUCAUAGCUUAGAUCUAACCGAGUGCGGUCGUGUGUUUCCAGAAGCAACGUAUCGCGUCUACCCACCGUUUACUUCCUGCCUACAUCUCAUUAAAAGGGGAGAUAGAUUUCUCUUUUCUUUUUCGCGGCAGCUAACAGAAAAUCAGAACCACCAAUUCCAACAUGGCAGCCAAAAUCAAGGCCGGACCCGUCGUGGACAUCCUCGGCGAUGAGAUGACCCGCAUCAUCUGGGACUCCAUCAAGGAGAAGCUGAUCCUGCCCUUCUUGGACAUCGAGCUGCACACGUACGAUCUGGGCAUGGAGCACCGCGACAAAACGGACGAUCAGGUCACGAUCGAUUGCGCCGAAGCGGUCAAGAAGUACAACGUCGGCAUCAAGUGUGCCACCAUCACUCCGGACGAGGCUCGCGUCAAGGAGUUCAACCUGAAGAAGAUGUGGCGCUCGCCGAACGGAACUAUCCGUAACAUCCUGGGUGGAACGGUGUUCCGCGAGGCCAUCAUCUGCAAGAACAUUCCCCGCCUGGUACCUGGAUGGGAGAAACCCAUCGUGAUUGGUCGUCACGCUCAUGGUGAUCAGUACAAGGCCACGGACUUUGUCGUUCCUGGUGCCGGUGAUUUGGAGAUCAAGUUUACUCCAAAAGCCGGCGGAGAACCCAUCAGCUAUGUCGUCCAUCAGUACAAGGGACCAGGAGUUGCCAUGGCCAUGUACAAUCUGGAUGACUCGAUCGUUGAUUUUGCUCAUUCAUCGUUCAAGGUCGCAUUAGACCGCAAAUUUCCGCUGUACCUCAGCACCAAGAACACCAUCCUGAAGAAAUACGAUGGCCGCUUCAAGGACAUCUUCCAGGAAAUCUACGAAAAGGAAUACAAGACUCAGUUUGAGGCUGCCGGAAUCUGGUACGAACAUCGUCUUAUUGACGAUAUGGUUGCAUACUGCAUGAAGGCCGAAGGCGGUUUUGUGUGGGCUUGCAAGAACUACGACGGAGAUGUCCAGUCCGACACCGUCGCUCAAGGUUUUGGAUCACUGGGUCUCAUGACUUCGGUGCUCGUUUGCCCGGAUGGCAAGACUGUCGAAGCCGAAGCCGCCCAUGGAACCGUCACCCGCCACUACCGUCAGUAUCAGCAGGGCAAGGAAACUUCGACCAACCCAAUUGCGUCGAUCUUUGCCUGGACCCGUGGUCUGCUGCACCGUGCCAAGCUGGACAACAACGCCGAGCUGAAGAAGUUCGCCGAAACGUUAGAAAAGGUCUGCAUUGACACGAUCGAGUCCGGAAGUAUGACCAAAGAUUUGGCCAUCUGUAUCAAGGGAAUGGCGAACGUAACGCGGGCCGAUUACUUGGAAACGUUCGAGUUCAUGACAAAGCUGGGCGACAACCUGAAGGCUGCCCUGGCCUAAGGAAAGGUAGAAUCGGAAGUUUGGGUAUAUGCAUGCAAGGAUGCGGGCAUUUAACGCUGUACUUUAGGAUAAGCCGUACCACGGAAUUCUCAGAGAAAGCUGUUGCUCGAUGUGUAUUUUUGUGUUGGUCCAUUAAAAUAUGUAAUUGUGAGAUUUGUGUAGGUUUUUUGGAAAUAAAUCACAUCUUAUGGUACUACGAAUUUAUUAA
This is a messenger RNA of Aedes aegypti (yellow fever mosquito), 1621 nucleotides long. RefSeq names its product isocitrate dehydrogenase [NADP] cytoplasmic (gene Idh). Gene Ontology annotation, cellular component: peroxisome; mitochondrion; cytosol. NCBI's taxonomy places the organism in Eukaryota, Metazoa, Arthropoda, Insecta, Diptera, Culicidae. Gene Ontology annotation, molecular function: isocitrate dehydrogenase (NADP+) activity; magnesium ion binding; NAD binding. The transcript is spliced from 2 exons. The record is from RefSeq and is a predicted model, not a curated record. Gene Ontology annotation, biological process: isocitrate metabolic process. The coding region runs from base 184 to 1413 and encodes 409 amino acids.